Fibroporia radiculosa is the source of this 339-nucleotide messenger RNA. RefSeq lists its product as uncharacterized. The transcript is spliced from 2 exons. NCBI's taxonomy places the organism in Eukaryota, Fungi, Basidiomycota, Agaricomycetes, Polyporales, Fibroporiaceae. The record is from RefSeq and is a predicted model, not a curated record. The coding region runs from base 1 to 339 and encodes 112 amino acids.
AUGCCUAACAUCCUCAUAUCAUGGUUCAUGCUCAACCUUCAAAUGGCCUCUCAAUCUGCACAUACUAUGAAUCCCUCCUCUGGGUUCAUUACUGAAGAACUGUAUGCACAGACAAGAAGCAGAAACUUUGAGACAAGUCUUGUUGGAGACAUGGAUGGACCUCUUGCCUAUGGUUUAUCUUUACCAAGGGAUGUUGAGUGCUGCAUGGAGGAGGAUGAUUUGCCCAGGUCAACUAGUAGUAUUUCGCCAGCCAACGAGGACAUCGAGCUAGUCGAAAUUAGACGGGAAGGACUAGCAGAUGAAAUGCUACACGAAGGCGGUCAUGUCGACAAUGCGUGA